Boleophthalmus pectinirostris (great blue-spotted mudskipper) is the source of this 2093-nucleotide messenger RNA. RefSeq names its product copine II (gene cpne2). NCBI's taxonomy places the organism in Eukaryota, Metazoa, Chordata, Actinopteri, Gobiiformes, Gobiidae. Gene Ontology annotation, molecular function: calcium-dependent phospholipid binding. Gene Ontology annotation, biological process: cellular response to calcium ion. The transcript has 15 exons. The coding region runs from base 1 to 1641 and encodes 546 amino acids. Gene Ontology annotation, cellular component: plasma membrane. The record is from RefSeq and is a predicted model, not a curated record.
AUGGCCUACACUCUGGGCUCCACCACUGACGGUCAGACCCGUGUGGGCCCUCAGCACUGUGUCACACGGGUGGAAAUGUCUGUCACCGCCACCAGCCUUUUGGACCGAGAUGUAGCCUCCAAAUCGGACCCCUUCUGCGUUCUGUUCCAUGAGGUGGAUGGGAACUGGGUGGAGCUCGGCCGAACUGAAACAGCUGUGAACAACCUGAACCCAGUGUUUGGAAAGAAGUUCCAGGUGGACUAUCACUUUGAGGAAAUCCAGAAACUGCGCUUUGCCAUGUUUGAUGAAGACAAGUGCGCCACACAGCUCUACGAGCAUGACUUCCUUGGGGAGUUUAUCUGCAAUCUAGGAGUGAUUGUGUCAAAUAAGAAGCUACACAGACCACUAAUCUUGGCCAAUGGGAAACCAGCUGGCAAAGGGUCUAUUACGAUAACAGCUCAGGAGCUGUCUGACAACAGAAUCAUCACUUUAACCCUGAGUGGGCGAAAACUGGAUAAGAAGGAUUUCUUUGGCAAGUCAGACCCGUACCUGGAGUUUCAAAAGCAGGGCGAAGACGGCAAGUGGAUGCUGGUGCACAGGACAGAGGUAAUAAAGAACACUUUAGACCCCUCGUGGAAGUCCUUCACUGUGCCUCUUAUCUCUCUGUGCAACGGGGAUGUGCACAGAAACAUAAAGGUUUUGUGUUACGACUACGAUAACGACGGAGGACAUGACUUUAUAGGAGAGUUUCAGACGACUGUUGCCAAGAUGAGUGAAGCCCAGAAUGGAGUGGAGGUGGAGUUUGACUGCAUCAACCCCAAGAAACAGAAGAAGAAGAAAAGCUAUAAAAAUUCUGGGAUUAUUAUUGUCAAGUCGUGCAAGAUAACAAGAGACUACACCUUCCUGGAUUACAUACUGGGCGGCUGCCAGCUCAUGUUCACAGUUGGCAUAGACUUCACAGCUUCCAAUGGAAACCCCUGUGAGCCCUCAUCCCUCCAUUAUAUCAAUCCACUCGGCAGCAACGAGUACCUAGCAGCGAUCCUGGCUGUAGGACAGAUCAUACAAGACUAUGACACUGACAAAAUGUUUCCUGCGCUGGGUUUCGGCGCCAAACUCCCACCAGACUGGAAGGUCUCACAUGAGUUUGCCAUAAACUUUAACCCCACCAACCCCUUCUGCUCAGGUGUGGAAGGUAUCGCACAGGCGUACUCAGCCUGCCUGCCUCACAUCCGUUUCUAUGGACCCACCAACUUCGCUCCAAUUAUCAACCAUGUAGCACGCUUUGCUGCCCAGGCCCUUCAGCAAGAGAAAGCAGCGCAGUACUUCACUCUCCUCAUCAUCACAGACGGGGUGAUCAGUGACAUGGACGAGACUCGGGACGCCAUCGUCCAGGCGUCUAAACUGCCCAUGUCCAUCAUCAUCAUCGGUGUGGGGAACGCCGACUUCGCCGCCAUGGAGUUCUUGGAUGGAGACGCCAGUGUCCUGAGGUCCAGCACUGGAGAGGAGGCCGUCCGGGACAUCGUGCAAUUUGUCCCUUUUAGAGAUUUCCGCAACGCUCCAAAGGAGACUCUGGCCAAGUCAGUCCUGGCCGAGCUGCCUCAGCAAGUCACCCAGUAUUUCAAACAGAGAAAUCUCCCGCCCGCAAACCCUGCACCUGAGUGAGGCUGCAACAAGCACUGUCCCCUGUACAUUAUCUCGGAAUAUGUAGUUGAUGUUCACUGAAACAGUUCUGAAUGACAUGUGUAAGUCAAGUUGUGGACUGCGCACUGAAGCGAGCCCUGUUGUUUGGUUAAUAUCUAGUGUGAAUUUCUUUGCGUACGCAGCUGUGAUGAUGGUAUGUCCAGCAUCUUGCAGACACUGCCAACAGACUUAAGCAGGAAGAACACUGGCCUCUUUAUGAAACGGAUGGAUCAGAGUUAGUUUGCCUCAUGCAUGUGUGUGUCUGUGAGUCGAUCCUGUGAAAUUGUCAAGUCCCCCUUUCACUGAAAUAAAUCAGUGAAUGAUGCGCUGCUGAGGUCUUUACGUCCUUCAGCACGAGUGUGUGAAUUCAAAAGAGCUGUUUAUUCAUGAAGACCAACCAACUCUUAAGAUUUUGGAGGGUAAAAUUAAAGUUG